Aspergillus versicolor CBS 583.65 is the source of this 590-nucleotide messenger RNA. RefSeq lists its product as uncharacterized. Lineage: Eukaryota; Fungi; Ascomycota; Eurotiomycetes; Eurotiales; Aspergillaceae. The record is from RefSeq and is a predicted model, not a curated record. Bases 172 to 504 code for a protein of 110 amino acids. The transcript has a single exon.
CGUUAGCGGUGGAUCACGGUGCCAUGGUUCAGGCCUCCCAACGGUGGUAUAUGCAGGAAGGCAGGAAGCUCUGCCGGCAGAAACCAGUUGCUUUAUUAAAAGUAUAUCUAGUCCUUGGAAUUCCUCUGCAACUUCAACCUAACAUGACUUCCCAAACUGGACUCUUACGCAAUGCUGCUCCCUCCGAUCAAUGUUGAGCGUGAAAAAUAUACUGGAUGUGCAGUCCAGGGAAACACGCAGAACAAACAGAAUACAGAGAACACACAGAAUGAAGUGGAACCGAAGCUACCUCUGAGAGAGAGUCACUCAAUCCCACACUCUCUGCCACCGUCAUUCUCAAGGACUGUCAGCGAACCGUCGACCCCCGCCAUCGACAACCUUCCACGAGCUGCCAUGAAACAGCGCUCGAAGUCAGUCAGAUUCUCUAUAAGUGACGGAAUGACCCAGUACUUCAAUCCGACUGAAAUGACGCGCUCUGUGCACAAAAGUACGUUCGAUAUUUGAUAUCUGGUGGCGUAUUUGGCUCGCGUCGCUAACAGGUCUAGUGGUAGCGGCUGACGGCGCUUGUUCAGAGCCUGGAGAAGACGGAG